Messenger RNA from Chironomus riparius, 558 nucleotides. The record is from the annotation of a GenBank genome assembly. Lineage: Eukaryota; Metazoa; Arthropoda; Insecta; Diptera; Chironomidae.
AUGCUGUCAACCGAGGAUGAAUGGACAACGGAGGAAGAAAUACAGUUAUUUCUUGCUCUGCAUGGAUUACGACCUGUUGGCAUUAAUAAGCAUUUUUUUAUGGUUUGUAUUGUUGAGCGAUUGCAAAAGACACUAAAUCGGAAAAUCAGCAGUGAUCAAAUUUGGAAGCAUCUAAAAACAAUGUAUAAUUUAAAAGCAUUAGACGACUUAGAGCCAUUACCAUUUCCAAAUAAUGAGGAAAAUUUUGAUUUACCAUUGGAUUUACAAACAAAAUUAAAAAGAUCCGAGUCUGAAGACGGUGAAUCCUCAUCGAAAGAAACUGAUCGUAAACCAUCUAAUAUAGUAUCGUCUACAACCACACAAAAGCCAAAUAUCAACAAAAGUUCCUCAUCAAAUACUGAGCGAAAUGACAGAAAAUCUCAUAAAGCCUCAGAAUCCGAAAGAAUUCAACCAAAAAGGACAAGAGGCUCCAUCCAUCAUGAUGUCAAUGCUGAUGGAAAUAAUUCAUCACCGGCUAGUACUCCACCUCCACAGCAAAACAAACGCCGUCGGAUUUAA